AUGGCGUUUCAAGACAAUCAUCAUCUCUCUCAAGACCUUUCCUUCAAUCAUUUCACCGACCAACAACAACACCACCACCACCAACAACCACCACCUCCUCCUCCUCCCGCUCCUCCGCAACAGCAACAUUUCCAGGGAACUCCUCCUCCCAACUGGCUCAACACGGCCCUCCUCCGCUCCGACAACAACAACAACAGCAACAACUUCCUCAACCUCCACACAUCCACCGCCGCGAGCAGCUCCGAUUCCCCCUCCUCCGCCGCCGCCGCCGUCGCAGCUAACCAGUGGCUCUCCCGCUCCUCCUCCUUCCUCCAACGCAGCAACAACGCUGGAGCCGAGGCGAUGAUGGGAGGAGGAGGAGAGAUGAAGAGCGGCGGCGGCGGAGAGAGCAAGAACGACGGAGGAGGAGGAGAGGGAGUUGUGAGCUGGGAGAAUGCGAGACACAAGGCGGAGAUACUCUCUCAUCCGUUGUACGAGCAGCUUUUGUCGGCGCACGUGGCGUGUCUGAGAAUCGCCACGCCGGUUGAUCAGCUUCCGAGGAUAGACGCUCAGCUUGCGCAGUCGCAGGACGUUGUCGCUAAGUACUCUGCUUUGGGAGCUGGGCAAGGACUCGUCGGUGAUGACAAGGAGCUUGACCAGUUCAUGACGCAUUAUGUGCUGCUUCUGUGUUCGUUCAAAGAGCAACUUCAACAACACGUGCGUGUUCAUGCAAUGGAAGCUGUGAUGGCAUGUUGGGAGAUUGAGCAGUCUCUUCAAAGCUUAACCGGAGUGUCUCCCGGUGAAGGCAUGGGGGCAACAAUGUCGGACGAUGAAGAUGAACAAGUAGAGAGCGAUGCUAAUAUGUUCGAUGGGGGCUUGGAUGUGUUGGGUUUUGGUCCUCUGGUUCCUACUGAGAGUGAGAGAUCCUUGAUGGAACGUGUUAGACAAGAACUCAAACAUGAACUCAAACAGGGUUACAAGGAGAAGAUAGUAGACAUAAGAGAGGAGAUACUGAGGAAGAGAAGAGCUGGGAAGCUACCAGGAGACACCACCUCUGUUCUCAAAGCAUGGUGGCAAUCUCAUUCCAAAUGGCCUUAUCCUACUGAGGAAGAUAAGGCUAGGCUGGUGCAGGAAACAGGUUUGCAGCUAAAGCAAAUAAACAAUUGGUUCAUCAAUCAGAGAAAGAGGAACUGGCACAGCAAUCCAUCUUCUUCCACUGUCUUGAAGAACAAACGCAAAAGCAAUGCAGGUGACAAUAGCGGAAGAGAGCGUGAACGUUUCACGUAGGAAAGAAGAUAUAUAUGAAGUGAAUUGUAGCUGGAUUGGUUGGGAUUUAAGGCAAGGGUUUAGGGGUGUUAAAGGGUGAGAUAAUGAAGAAGGAGAAGUUGGGCUAUACAGAGAGGAGACGAUAUUAGAAAGUAACUUUUUGUGCAAUUACAACAUAGUACGUAGUUUGGUUAUGUUAUGCCAUAUGUUUAUUGGUAGUAAGUACACAAAACCCAAAAGUAAAAAAUAUUGUCACUAUUAUAUGAUUUCCAUUCAAUUUUUCUCCUACUUGUUCUGUACUGUUAUCGUUAGCCUAAUGUCUUUGCCGUUACCAUAUAGUUUUUCUAUUAUUUUUUGGCCAAUGUAGACUUGCUUAAAUCUAGAUUUAUUGUGUAAUUUGC
Molecule: messenger RNA, 1646 nt
Organism: Eruca vesicaria subsp. sativa (arugula)
Lineage: Eukaryota; Viridiplantae; Streptophyta; Magnoliopsida; Brassicales; Brassicaceae
Source: the annotation of a GenBank genome assembly